Lentinula edodes (shiitake mushroom) is the source of this 939-nucleotide messenger RNA. RefSeq lists its product as uncharacterized. Bases 1 to 939 code for a protein of 312 amino acids. The transcript has a single exon. Lineage: Eukaryota; Fungi; Basidiomycota; Agaricomycetes; Agaricales; Omphalotaceae. The record is from RefSeq and is a predicted model, not a curated record.
AUGUCCACAUCCUCAUAUCCAGUUCUUCCUCCUACCACAAAUGAACUUACACCAUCUCAGCGUUUACGCCUGAUGCGCUCGACGCGGAAACUGGGUAAAAUGCUAGGCACCACACCCGUAAUAAAUUCUUCAUCCGAGUUUGGCCAGCAUCUUUCGGCAAAUCAUAGGGAUACUCCCAGUAUCUCUUUGCACCAUUCUUCAUCGCCUCGAUUUACACACGCGCCGAAGAAGUCCAAAGCUCUUCCUCGCCCACUCGUGUUAUCUUUACAGUCUCUCCCUGCUUCUUUCUCAUCUCCCAGGUCAUCCGCGGGUCCUACAUCACCGCUUUCGCCGACAUCUAUAUCUACCAACAUCGCUUCAUCUAGCUCAUAUCGUGACGAUCAUGACUCUUUGGAUGAUUCACUACAGACUCGCCGGAAGCGCAUGGCAAAACUUACUCGGACCCUUGGAGAGAAUAUACCUCCCGAGUUGGUCUUUAACUCUCAACUGCAUCAUUCCCACUCUCGAAGCACCUCUGUUGAAGCAGCUUCUGCUCUUGCAAACUUAACGGUCACCGCUAAUGGCUCCACAGAGCCUUCUCGCCAUACCCAAGAGACUCUCGUUCCCUUGCGAAUGAAGAGACUUCCGCAGACACCUACCACGAUGUCCCGUAGCGCGUCGCUACGAGCUCCGUCACCUUCGUUCGUUGCUCGGCGAAUGAUGCGAAAGCGUCACGGCCAACCUCACACGACGAGUCACGUCGAGCUCACUCCUUCCGGCGGUCGCAAAUCCUCCGACACCAUCCGCUCUGCUGUUUCUUCGUGCUCUACUGCCUCCGAGCCGGGCCAUUUGAAUGAAUCAAAACGGACUUAUCGGAAACAGGCAGGGUGGAGCGGGGAAUGGAAUCGCCAGGAUAUGGAUGAGGUUAUGAAUCGACUACGGGGGCUGAAGGCUGCAUAA